Molecule: messenger RNA, 258 nt
Organism: Cynoglossus semilaevis (tongue sole)
Lineage: Eukaryota; Metazoa; Chordata; Actinopteri; Pleuronectiformes; Cynoglossidae
Product: tyrosine 3-monooxygenase-like
Exons: 2
Biological process (GO): dopamine biosynthetic process from tyrosine
Cellular component (GO): axon; cytoplasm; perikaryon
Molecular function (GO): iron ion binding; tyrosine 3-monooxygenase activity
Source: RefSeq, a predicted model, not a curated record
UUGUACUGGUUCACUGUGGAGUUCGGCCUCUGUAAGCAGAAUGGAACAGUGAAAGCGUACGGAGCCGGACUCCUGUCAUCCUACGGAGAGCUUGUUUAUGCUCUGUCCAAUGAACCAGCCUACAAACCAUUCAACCCAGAGGAGACGGCAGUGCAGCCGUACCAGGACCAAACCUACCAGCCCGUCUACUUUGUGUCUGAGAACUUUGAGGAUGCUAAGAUUAAGAUGAGGUAAUCAUGAUGUCUCCAUCACCUACAG